GCCGUGAUCGUCAAGAUUGCGGCGUCGCCAGUGGAUGUCGUGGUGAGCACGCCGCUGGACUUGCCGACGCUGCCGAGGAGCGUCGUCCACCCGGGGCUGGCCAUUCUGCGUCAGGCGUUCCUCAUCCAGUUGGUGUCCAUCCUGUGCCUCAAGCUGGCCAACGUCACCAAGAAGGACCUUAUCAACUACAUGUCGGAGCGAUUGCCUGCCACGGUCACCUCGGCUGUCCAACCGCCCUUCACCAAGUUCGAGAAGUUCAUUGAGCGGCGCUUCGCCGAACAGGACCAGAGGAUCUGCGAGAUCAGCGAUGACAUGGACUGCAUGCGCAAGAGAGGCGAAGCCGUGGAGCUGCGCAUGCAGGCUUCGGAGCGGGAGCUCGAGCUCGCACGGCACGAGCCACGCCCGACGGUGGCUCGGACGAGCGAGUGGGCUCGCAAGGUGGACCAGUCGGUGUUCAUCAUUCGGACGGAGCAAGGUGAGGCUUUGGGCAAGAUGUUCACUGUACGUUCUCCUGGCCACGAUGGGGUGGCCGAAAAACGCGUCGCACAAGCCCACGCCCAGCUAUGUCUUGGAGAUGGCCGGUGGCGCUCGCUCGCGGUCCAGACGCCUGGCGAACGAUGGGCGCCCCUCAACAUCUCCUUCGACAAGAGCCGGCAGGACAUCAGCAGGGAGAUCGCGGUCAAGAAGUGCAGGACCGCCCUCGGCGCCUUCUUCCACAAGCCCGUGCAGGCGGACCGGGACGAGUGCAUUCUCUCCGUCCA
Prorocentrum cordatum is the source of this 761-nucleotide messenger RNA. The record is from the annotation of a GenBank genome assembly. NCBI's taxonomy places the organism in Eukaryota, Dinophyceae, Prorocentrales, Prorocentraceae.